Botrytis cinerea B05.10 is the source of this 2456-nucleotide messenger RNA. RefSeq lists its product as hypothetical. The record is from RefSeq and is a predicted model, not a curated record. Gene Ontology annotation, cellular component: membrane. The coding region runs from base 278 to 2215 and encodes 645 amino acids. NCBI's taxonomy places the organism in Eukaryota, Fungi, Ascomycota, Leotiomycetes, Helotiales, Sclerotiniaceae. The transcript is spliced from 8 exons. Gene Ontology annotation, molecular function: ABC-type transporter activity; ATP hydrolysis activity; ATP binding.
GAAGUCUCACAACAUAGUUUCAAAUAUUCCUCUGAGUCAAUUUAAUAAUCAAUUCCGAGAUACGAACCCUUUUACUUCUCCAUUCGAUUCUCCUCGACUACCAAAAUUUCAAGAUCGACAAGAUUUCGAAGAUUUAAGUUCCAACAAGACUCGGAACGAUCAUUCAACCAGGAUUCGGGGACUUCAGAAUUCAACACUCGAGAAUUGUGAAUCAUUCGGAAUCGGCAUACCUCUUCACAGUCACAUAGACAAAUUCGACCUUGAGUCGGACCACACUAUGACGGACACGACCAGCAGCACACUUUCACAAGCUUCGGGGAAAGCUGAGCAAGAUUAUGAUAUGGAACAUCGUAAUCAAUUCAUGACCGAUGUUGAACUAUCGGCUGUUGAUGAUAAUCAUUUGAAUAAUACCACUGUUCGGAAUUUUAUAUGGAAUGAUGUGACGGUUACUGUGAAGGAUCAUAAAACUAAAGAAUCAAAAGCAAUUUUAGAUGAUGUUAGUGGUGUUGUUGAAGCUGGAGAGAUAUGCGCUUUGAUGGGACCAAGUGGCUGUGGAAAAACUACUCUGUUAAAUGUUUUGGCUCAUAGAAAUGCAGCUGCUAAAGCGGUUGUAACGGGAAAGACGCUGGUCAAUGGAUCAAGUCCAUCUAAAAGUGUUUUUCGGGAUAUGAGUUCAUAUGUUGAACAAGAGGAUGCUCUCAUAGGCUCCUUGACAGUACAAGAAACGUUGAACUUUGCGGCUCGUCUUGCUCAUAAAAGUUCUUUGACAAAAACUGAGCGAAUGAGACGGAUCAGCGGCUUGAUAAAUUCAUUCGGUCUUCGUAAUCAGGCGCAUACCAUUAUUGGAACACCAAUUCAAAAAGGUAUUAGUGGUGGUCAAAAACGACGAGUUAGUGUUGCCAGUCAACUCAUCACUGGACCUAAAAUUCUCUUCUUGGAUGAACCUACAUCUGGGUUGGACUCUGCAGCAAGUUGGGAAGUGAUGUCCUUUGUUAAAAAGGUUGCAAAACAAAACAAUUUGAUUGUUAUAGCAAGUAUUCACCAACCUUCUACUUCUACUUUCCAAUUAUUUGAUAAGUUAUUACUAUUAUCUGGAGGAAAAUCGCAUUACUUUGGUCCUGUCUCAGAAGUCAAUCAACAUUUCGAAUCCAUAGGGUAUCCAAUCCCACUUCAUAUGAAUGCUUCGGAAUACCUUCUUGAUCUCAUGAAUAUCGACUUUGCAGUCAAUCAAUCGCAAUCACAGGCAAGAUUACUACAAAUUUAUGAAUCUUGGUUGGGUUCAUCUACUUUUCGACAAAUGAAUGAUAAAAUUCAGCAUACAUUGCAACAUGUCAAGCCUUUACCCGUGGCCAAUUCCUCACGUGGUGGAUUUUUCAAUGUAUUGAUGACAUUGGUACACAGAGCAUUCAUCAAGAGUUAUCGAGACGUGGUCGCAUAUGGUAUUCGUAUUGCAAUGUAUAUGGGGCUUGCUAUUAUGAUGGGUACAGUUUGGUUACGUCUCAAAACUGAUCAAAGCGAAAUUCAACCUUUCAUCAAUGCUAUCUUCUUUGGCUCAGCUUUCAUGUCUUUUAUGGCUGUCGCUUAUGUUCCAUCUUUUCUCGAAGAUCGUUCUACAUUUAUCAAAGAACGGGCAAAUGGUCUUUAUGGGCCCACUGCAUUCAUGCUCUCAAACUUCAUUAUUGGCUUACCUUAUUUAUUUUUAAUAUCAUUUCUCUUUUCCGUAACGACCUAUUUUCUCAACAAUUUUCGACCUACGGCUCCUGCCUUCUUCACGUGGAUAAUGUGGCUGUUUCUUGAUCUUCUCGCUGCCGAAUCACUCGUCGUUCUUAUAUCCUCUUUAUUCCCUUCAUUUGUAAUAUCUCUUGCUCUUACUGCUUUUGCAAAUGGAUUAUGGAUGAGUGUCGGUGGUUUCUUGGUACCUCCCCAAAUCCUUAACGUGUUUUGGAGAUAUGUGUUUCAUUACAUUGAUUACCAGACAUACGUUUUCCAAGGAAUGAUGGUCAAUGAAUUUUCAGAAAGAGACUACACUUGCGGAACUUCUUGUCAAUGCAUGUACAUCACCGAUCUGGCGCCUCAAUGUAAAAUUAGUGGGAAAGGAGUUUUAGAUCAAUAUGGAUACAAGACCGGCAAGACUGGUGAAUGGGUAGGUAUUUUAAUUGCAAUUAUUUUUGUAUAUAGGAUUUUAGGCUUGGGUGCCAUGUAUUUUAGACGAUAGAGUCACUAUUUGGUGAAUGGAUGGACAAGAAUGGAGAAGACUUUGGGUGUUGGAGAGGUAAAAGUGGCUUGGAUGUUACCUGAUUAGGAACGAGGUACCAGAACGCGGCACGGGUGGUGGCAGCUUUGGAAAGUGUGGUGACCAGAUGUCAUGCGGACACAGUGUUGUACAUCAAUAAGUGCGAGGAAUUGUUCAUAUGGUUUAUCCUUCAGGUUUCGAGAAUUUUUUGGUUUGGUGUCCA